Saccostrea cuccullata (small rock oyster) is the source of this 1407-nucleotide messenger RNA. RefSeq lists its product as uncharacterized. Gene Ontology annotation, biological process: negative regulation of translation; protein polyubiquitination; proteasome-mediated ubiquitin-dependent protein catabolic process. The coding region runs from base 523 to 1407 and encodes 294 amino acids. The transcript is spliced from 6 exons. Gene Ontology annotation, molecular function: translation repressor activity; ubiquitin protein ligase activity. The record is from RefSeq and is a predicted model, not a curated record. NCBI's taxonomy places the organism in Eukaryota, Metazoa, Mollusca, Bivalvia, Ostreida, Ostreidae.
AGUCUGGCAUGGUGUGUCACUGUACUAAGAACCAUAACUGUGUUUUAUUUUGAUGAAGAAACAAUCGUUUCGUUUUUUUUUAAAUGUGUUUUGUUAAUUUUGACAGCUACCGCAGAAUGUGAUAUCAACAUUAAAGAGAAUUAUGAAGAUAAUCACCAUCAUGUACAGGCUUACAUCAGAUUUCCCAGGAUGUGAGGUAUAACUGUCUAAAUGAUGAAGAAAAUUAAGAAAUUGUUAAUCUACAGGUUCUAGAUGACGUAUUUUAAAGUAUAGCUUUGGAAAAGAAGAGGUCAUCCCCACUUUACAGAAUUUCAAAUAGUGAUAUGCAGUUGUUAAGAAAAAGAUGAAGAAAUCAACUUCUUACAGAUAAACAUCCAUUGUGAGUACCUGGACCCUGCUCUACACAGAGACAAUGAAAGAAAUCAGAACCCAGUGUUUAGAGAGAUCUCCAAGACUGAGGAAAUCCACACGGGAGUCUGUUAUAAAACAUCAGCAUAAAGAAAUAGAUGUCUGCUGUCAAUAAUGUAUAGAGGAGUGAUACAGAAAUCUGUCAGAGUGUCUGAUUUUAGAGGGUGUAGUCAUAUUUCACGUGUUACAUCAGACCGGGUCUGGAUCAGUUAUUAUGGCAAUCUUAUACUGACUAACACUAAAGGGGAAGUACUAAAUCAUGUGACAGACGGAGGUCAUAAUCUUUGGGGAGUACACACUGUGAACUUUGAUGGUGAUCUGAUUUAUAUAGACAAUGAAUUAAACAUCAGUAAACUGUCCACAGAGAAUAAAGAAAAGACUACGAUAAUAAAGUACAACACAGCACCAUGGGAACCACGGAGUGUCUACAGCUCCCCCUCCACUGGAGACCUGCUGGUCGGGAUGUCUUACUACACUCAUUAUAAAAAAACAGGCAAGGUCGGGACAUUUAGACGUGAUACAGAGACAGCGACAGGCAAGGUAGUGCGGUAUAACUCCACAGGAGAAAACAUCCAGACCAUACAGCACGACAACAUCACAGGUCAGGGACUGUAUAGUGAUCCGAUGUACAUCACAGAGAACCGCAAUGGAGAUGUUAUUGUGUCUGACGGGCUCCGUCGUGUUGUAGUGGUGACAGAUCGUGACGGUAAUUACCGAUUUUCCUACAAAGGUACUCCAUCAGGAUCAGUACUAGGACCACUAGGAAUCUGUACUGACGCGCUGUCACACAUCCUGGUGAGUGUUUGGAGAACCAAUUCAGUACAGAUGUUAGACUGUGAUGGUAAAUACAUGACUGAGAUACACACACUACAUCACGGGAUAUACUCACCAUUCGGCCUGAGUUAUGAUGAUGACUCACACCUACUGUGGGUAGGGUCACAGCACAGCACAGUCUACAUAUACAGAGUGGUAGAUACAGACUCUCUGACUGGUAAGUAA